Bactrocera oleae (olive fruit fly) is the source of this 1174-nucleotide messenger RNA. NCBI's taxonomy places the organism in Eukaryota, Metazoa, Arthropoda, Insecta, Diptera, Tephritidae. The record is from RefSeq and is a predicted model, not a curated record.
GCGGUUAAAAGAAAUAAAUAUGAAAGCAUCUUAAUAUUUUAUGUCCCAGUAUCUACAAGUAUGUGAACAACAAAGGAAUAUCUCAAGCCAUUCGUAAUUUCGUUGAUAAUUAGUCAUGUCUCGUUAAGAAAUGCUGCAAUCCAUUUAACAAAAAAAAUCAUAAAAAAGUCAUUAAAAACUUAGUUUUAAUAACAAAAAAUCACGCUCAUGAUUUUAAAGAUUUUAUUGGGAAUUAUAUGUGCAAUUCAUGUGAACGGACUGUUUAUUCAGGCCGAAAACCUGAAAUUCUUGGUGAAUUAUCGGUGAAUAAAUGUCCUGAAGUCAACGAGCCUGAGAAGUCAAAUGAUGUUAUCGAAGAUGACAAAGAAAAAGAUCCUACUUUUCAUUGCAAACCGGUAGAUAACAAAUUAAACAUUGAUAAGGCUAAUAAAUUUUUAACGAAAAUUGGUGAACCUCCAAUCAAAACCAAGAGAGUCUCAAGUAAUAAAGAAUGUCAAAACGUUUUAACAUAUGUUGUUACGCUUCCUACAGAUUGGUCGAUUAAAAUGAUAAGGAAAGAGUUUAAAAGUUUCCAAACGAAUGGUGACAACUGCAAAAUAAAAUACGACAAGAACGAGGAUUCGCAUCGGAACCUAUGAUUAAGAGAGGAAAAUCUCUAAACAUUGAAACCCCCGACCGUAUUGAAGCUUUCUAUCUAUCCGAUGAUGUCAGCCGCGUAAUGCCUGGUAUGAAAGAUUAUGUUCCGGUGAUUGAAAAUGGGAAGAAAAUCCAAAAACAAAAACGAUUAUUAUUAUAUAAUGUUCACGAAAUACACAAAAAAUUUAAAGAAGCUUAUCCUGAGAUUGGACUACCCAAAUUUCAAAAACUCCGACCUCGGGAAUGUAUAUCUGCUGGCAAAAGUGGAACUCAUAAUGUGUGUGUGUAAAAUCCAUCAAAAUUUCAAAUUGAAAUUAGCUGGAUUUAAAAAUGAAUUAAAAAAAGAGGGGACUAUUAUUUCAGAAAGCUCAAAUGAUUUAAUUAAAAGCUCUGUUUGCCAAGAGUCUGCAUCAUUUUGUUACUUUUCAAAGUGUACUAAGAGUCCAGGAAGUGAUAGUAUUAUCAACAAAUUGGAACUAUUGCUUAAUAACCAUGAAAUAAAUGAAAUUACACACAGCCAAUGGAAAAGUACUGAGUA